GACAGUAUAGGGCCGCUAAAGCGCUUUACUUCUAUACCUGACGUCACUACGUGCUUGUAUCACGCUCGUGCACGACUCACCUGCGCGUGUGCCUGCCUUUCUUGUCUUCCAGAUUGUAAGUUGUGACUAUGUCCACCUCAGCCAGUUCCAAGUUGAACAAGGUCGUCAAACGGCAGUAUCUGGACCUCCCUCAAGGAGACAAGGUACAGGCCAUGUACAUCUGGAUUGAUGGCUCCGGAGAGGGUCUCCGCUGCAAGACCAGAACUCUGGACUCUGAACCCAAGACCAUCCAAGAUCUUCCUGAGUGGAACUUUGACGGAUCCAGCACGUACCAGUCUGAGGGCUCCAACAGUGACAUGUUUCUAGUCCCGGCCGCCAUGUUCAGAGACCCCUUCAGAAAGGACCCCAACAAGCUGGUCCUCUGUGAGGUGCUCAAGUACAACCGCCAGCCAGCAGAGACAAACCUGCGGAAGAGCUGCAAGCACAUCAUGAGCAAAGUGGAGAACGAACAGCCGUGGUUCGGAAUGGAGCAGGAGUAUACACUGCUGGGCACAGACGGACACCCGUUUGGAUGGCCCUGUAACGGCUUUCCAGGCCCACAAGGUCCGUACUACUGCGGCGUGGGUGCUGACAAGGCGUACGGACGAGACAUCGUGGAGGCUCACUAUCGAGCAUGUCUCUACGCGGGGGUCCAGAUAUGCGGCACUAAUGCAGAAGUCAUGCCCGCCCAGUGGGAGUUCCAGGUGGGGCCGUGCCAGGGCAUCCACAUGGGUGACCAUCUUUGGGUGGCUCGCUUCAUCCUGCACAGAGUCUGCGAGGACUUCGGCGUGGUUGUGUCCUUCGACCCCAAACCCAUCUCAGGCAACUGGAACGGUGCUGGCUGCCACACCAACUUCAGCACCAAGGAAAUGCGCCACGAUGGCGGGCUCAAAGUCAUCGAGGAGGCCAUUGAGCGGCUAGCCAAGCGACAUCACUAUCACAUCCGUGCGUAUGACCCCAAAGGCGGGCUGGACAACGCCCGACGCCUUACAGGCCAUCACGAGACCUCUAACAUUGGAGAAUUCUCGGCGGGAGUAGCGAACCGGGGCGCUAGCAUCCGCAUCCCACGCACUGUUGGCCAAGAGAAGAAGGGCUACUUUGAGGACCGCCGCCCUUCCGCCAACUGUGACCCUUACAUUGUGACAGAGGCACUGGUGCGCACGUGUUUGCUAAAGGAGGAGGGGGAGGAGCCUGUUGACUACAGCCAAUGAUGUGCCAUGUGAUCACAUGUCCUUUUGACACUUUUCUACCUUCUCACUUCCUGUCCUUUUUUCAUUUGUAGUUGUCUGUUCUUUAUUAAAGUUGAAUUUAUA
Molecule: messenger RNA, 1352 nt
Organism: Doryrhamphus excisus (bluestripe pipefish)
Lineage: Eukaryota; Metazoa; Chordata; Actinopteri; Syngnathiformes; Syngnathidae
Gene: glulb
Product: glutamate-ammonia ligase (glutamine synthase) b
Cellular component (GO): cytoplasm
Molecular function (GO): glutamine synthetase activity
Source: RefSeq, a predicted model, not a curated record